GUCCCUUUAUCUGUUAAUGUUACGUGGGGAAAAUACAAAGAUCAGUUUCUCUUUAUUUGAUAUGGGCGUACUGUGAGGUGAAUUUUCCUAUUCAAUAUGGAACUUAGUAUUAUAAAAGGACCACAACUGGUAAUCGCUUUAGACAUAGGAAGUACUUACUCUGGAUACGCUUGGCAACACAGAUCUGAGUUCGAGACCAAUAGAAACAAUGUUAAUUUUAACACUAGCUGGGGAGCAGGUGCUUUACAGCUCCACAAAACAUCCACGUGUAUUCUCAUCGAAAUCAAGAAAGGAACAGGAAAAGUGGUAAACAAAAUACCAGAUGUCAAAGGUCUAAUUAAUGAAAAUAAAUUCAGUAUCACGGAAGAUGUAGAAACAAAAAUAGGACAGGAGGCAGAGAGGGUAUAUAGCGGAAUUGCCAAGAAGUAUAAAAUUCAUGAGAUCUAUGGCCAAUACUACUUUUUUAAAAGUUUCAAAAUAGCUCUGUAUGAUAAGCAUCUUAAUCGUUCGAUAGAGGACCAGAUAGAUCAACCACUUCGCUUGUUUGAUGUAAUGACAUUGUUCAUCAAAGCAUUAAAGGAUCAUUGUUUAAAGAAACUACAGACACAAGGGAUGCCAGUUGACAUUAACAAAACUCUUUUUGUCGUAACUGUUCCUGCAAUAUGGACAGAUGAAGCAAAGAAAUUCAUGAGAGAUGCAUCUAUAGCGGCUGGUAUUGGUAACAAGAACUUGUUAUUGGCGUUGGAACCAGAAGCUGCAGCUAUAUAUUGUUUAAAUCUCCCUAAGGGUGAAAGAAAAGACAUGAAUGAUCUUGGUAUGAAAGGACAGAAGUUUCUAGUGGCCGACUUGGGAGGUGGAACAGCUGAUUUAUUUGCAGUGAAAGUCGAAGAAUCAGGUUUUGUUAGGGAAAUCUGUCCACCACAAGGUGAUCCGGUCGGCGGUCAAAAUAUAAAUAGGGCAUUCCUGCAAGUUUUUUAUGAUUCAUUUGAAGGAGAUGAUUGGAAGAAGACUUUUGGUAAAGCCACUCCAGUUGAAAUGUGGAAAAUGGAAGCCGAUUUUGAGAAAAAGAAGGUUGAAAUUGGGAUGCAUGCUCAGAAAGUCAAACUGAAGGAUACAGGAUAUAUUGAUUUUCAGGAUAAUCAGUUUAUGUUUAACUCGGAGCUGAUACGAAAAAAUCUUUUUCGGGAAACAUGUAAACUUAUUUAUGGAACUAUUAAGAAAGUUCUUAAUGAACCUGAAGCAAAUGGAUUGAAAACAGUCGUACUUGUUGGAGGUUUUGCUGAAUCGCCAAUCGUCGUCGAAAAUAUCCGGAAAAUGAUUGCCAAUGAUUUUCAAGGAAUAAAGGUUGUUAUACCAUCAUCGCCUUUCAAAGCUGUCUU
Molecule: messenger RNA, 1379 nt
Organism: Ruditapes philippinarum (Manila clam)
Lineage: Eukaryota; Metazoa; Mollusca; Bivalvia; Venerida; Veneridae
Product: heat shock 70 kDa protein 12B-like
Exons: 7
Molecular function (GO): ATP-dependent protein folding chaperone; ATP binding
Source: RefSeq, a predicted model, not a curated record